AUGCCGCAGCGAUCGACCUCGCCUCCGCCCUCGCUCGACCGAAAGCGCAAGGGCUUGCUCAAGGAGAAGCUGCACCUGGAGAAGUUCAAGGGGCCCGACGGCCGCACGCGCUGGACUGUCUCGGCCAUCGAUGAGCAGCUCACUUUUGACAAGUGCAACGUGCGCCGAGCCGGGUGCCACGCGCGCCUGCUGUCGAAAGUGGCGGGCGCAGGGAGGCGGCCGGUGGCUGGGGGCAGCGGCAGACUGGACGCUUGGGACGGUGUUAUCGACGGGACGGCAGGCGGCUUCUAUGUGUUCAUCAGGGCGCUGCAGCUGCUGAAGAGCCACAACGAGGGCGUGGUCCUGGUGGGGCUCGGCGGCGCCAGCGGCAGCGGCAAGACGGCGUUCAGCGAGCGCGUCAAGGGGUUCAUGCCCAACAUCGCGGUGAUCUCUAUGGACAACUAUAACGACGCCUCAAAGCUGAUCGACGGCAACUUUGACGACCCCCGUCUGACGGACUAUGACCUGCUGCUGGCAAACCUGGCUGAGCUGAGGGCGGGCCGCGCCGCUCAGGUUCCGAUCUACGAUUUUAAGCAGUCACGGCGCUCUGGCUUCCAGAAGGUCGAGGUGCCCCCGUCGCGCAUCGUGGUUAUCGAGGGGAUCUACGCCCUCAGCGAGAAGCUGCGGCCCCUGCUGGACCUGAGGGUCUCCAUCACAGGCGGCGUGCACUUUGACCUGGUCAAGCGCGUGAUGCGCGACAUCAGCCGGUCGGGGCAGGGGCCCGAGGAGAUCAUCCAGCAGAUUACCGACACGGUGUACCCCAUGUACAAGGCCUUCAUCGAGCCGGACUUGCGGCUGGCGCAGCUCAGGAUUUACAACAGCUUCAACCCCUUUGCGGGCUUGAUGGACGCAGCCCACAUCCUCAAGUCUAAGCGAACUCCAGAGAUCACGCCAGAAGCCAUCAUGGCCGCCCUAGGGCCGGGUGCUGCCGCCCCAAAGCGUGAGGAGAUGUACGACAUCCACCUGCUGCCACCAAACGAGGACCCUGAGACCUGCUCCAGCUGGCUGCGCAUGCGCAACAGGGACGGCCGCUACACCCUCAUGUUCGAGGAGUGGGUAACAGAGGGGCCGUUCAUCAUCUCCCCACGCAUCACCUUUGAGGUGUCUGUGCGCGUCCUGGGGGGCCUGAUGGCUCUGGGCUACGAGAUUGGCACGAUCAUGCGGCGUAAGACCGUUACCUUCAAGAGCGGGGAUGACGAGCUGACGGUGAAGCUGGACGAGAUCGAGAACCUGGGGGACUUUGUGCAGGUGCACUCCAAGAACCGCGACCGUGCCAGCGCCAUGGCCCGCGCCCUCAACAUGACAGAGUUCAUCCCCAAGUCAUACAUUGAGCAGGUGCGCAUGGGCAGCUUGUCCAGCUGGGGAAGCUGA
Messenger RNA from Monoraphidium neglectum, 1410 nucleotides. RefSeq lists its product as hypothetical. The record is from RefSeq and is a predicted model, not a curated record. Bases 1 to 1410 code for a protein of 469 amino acids. NCBI's taxonomy places the organism in Eukaryota, Viridiplantae, Chlorophyta, Chlorophyceae, Sphaeropleales, Selenastraceae. The transcript has 17 exons. Gene Ontology annotation, cellular component: cytoplasm. Gene Ontology annotation, molecular function: kinase activity; ATP binding.